Cucurbita moschata (crookneck pumpkin) is the source of this 1609-nucleotide messenger RNA. Its product is annotated as formimidoyltransferase-cyclodeaminase-like. The transcript is spliced from 4 exons. The record is from RefSeq and is a predicted model, not a curated record. Gene Ontology annotation, molecular function: transferase activity; folic acid binding. NCBI's taxonomy places the organism in Eukaryota, Viridiplantae, Streptophyta, Magnoliopsida, Cucurbitales, Cucurbitaceae. The coding region runs from base 522 to 1421 and encodes 299 amino acids.
AUCAACUCAGAGUGAUUGGGUGAACAGAACAUCCGUCGUGGACAACAAACACCCUCGCGUCGCCAAAAUCGAAGCCACCCAGCAGUCGCCAGAAACCCACUUGAAGUGUAUGGCUAUGCCGAGCCCUAUAAAGCUGGCCUAGACGCUGGCAAAGAAGAUACAAAAUGGGUAGGCCUUAAAGCUGGUUUCGAGGUCGCCCAGCAACUAGGAUUCUAUCGAGGGUGUGUGGACGCGUGGAAUUCUGCAAUUCGAAUCCAACAGAAACAGUUUCUGAUUCGGGUUUGUAGAGAUUGCAAGCGAUUUGCGCCAUUUUGGGUGUCAAAUCCGAGUGUAAUGGCUAUCCGAAAUCGGCUUCAGAUGGAAAAGAUAUUGAGUUUUGGUUUGAUUUUUGUGAAGAUUGGUGGAAUUUCUGAGUUCGUUAGAUGAUUGUUUGGUCUUAUAUGUUAUACACAUAAAUCUGCAUCUUCUGACUACUAAAUGAUAUCAUUUUGUGCAGCCAGUGAGCUGCAGUAAAGAGAGAAAUGUCAAAAUUGGUUCUUGCUUGCUGCAAGGUUUACAUUUCUGAAAGCAGAAACAAGGUUGCACUGGAGUCAAUUGAACGAGCUGCCAAGCUCUUCCCUGAUGCACCCAUUAUCAACAAGUUCACGGAUGAUGUUUACAACAGAGUAGGAUAUACCCUUGUUUCCAAUCUCCCAUUAAAGCCAUCUGGAAAGCCAUGUUCCCUCAGAAGUGCUGUCCUGAACAUGAUUAAGGCUGCAUUUUCGUCGAUCAACUUCGACUCGCAUUGUGGCAGCCACCCUCGACUCGGAGUUGUGGAUCAUAUAUGCUUUCAUCCCUUGGCUUCUGCUUCCUUGGAUGAUGCUGCUAUGAUUGCAAGGUCUCUGGCAGCUGAUGUUGGAUGUGGUCUACAAGUCCCAACAUUUCUCUACGGAGCAGCUCAUGAAGAAGGAAGGAAGCUAGCCACAAUCAGAAGAGAACUUGGCUAUUUCAAGCCAAAUUCCGAUGGCUUACAAUGGGCUGGAGGGCUGCAAUCAGAUCCAUUGCCAGUGAACCCAGAUGAGGGUCCAGCUAAAGCAAGUAAAGCAACAGGCGUUGUGGUAAUUGGAGCAACAAAGUGGGUUGAUAACUACAACGUCCCCAUUUUCACCACCAACAUCGCUACUACUCGUAAAAUCUCAAAGCAAGUGAGCGAGCGAGGAGGCGGGCUUCCAUCUGUUCAAGCAAUGGCUCUUGCUCAUGAUGAAGGCGUAAUCGAAGUGGCUUGUAAUUUGCUUGAACCAACUGAAGUGAGCGGCAAAAUGGUGCAGCUGGAAGUUGAAAGGCUUGCACAAAACGAGUGCUUAGCUGUGGGGGAAGGAUACUUCACAGACCUCUCGCAGGAGGCUAUAAUUCAAAGGUACCUCAAAUUGCUUUCUGGGUAAUCUCGAGCAUUACAUUUCAUCUAUUUGUACAUCAUAUAUAUCUCAAAUUUCAAUGUUUUGAUCUUCAAAGUAUGUGAUUUUAAACAUUCUCUGUAAUCUUGAUUGGUUCUUUUACCUUCUUUUUGAAUGUUUAUAAUACUAAUUCAUCGAGCUUGAAGAUGAACAAUUCCAGACAACAUUUGAUGAAG